AUGGGCGAUCUGCAGGCCGUGGAGAAGCUCUACGAGCGGCUGCGCGGCGCGAAGGAGGAGUUUUGUCGCCAGAUGCAGGUGAUUGACCAGGGCUUUGAUUUCAAGGAGACCGAGCAGCUGUACAGAGUGGACGAGCUGGGGUUCCGCAUCAAGCUCGUGCGCCACAUCAUCGUGGACAAGCUGAAGUUUCUUGAGACGCAGUUUGACAAGAAAGAGCGCAUCAUCAAGCGGAUGAGGACAUCAAGCGAGCUGAGCUCCGUGCAGCUGUGCCAGCUCGAGAUGAUCUUCGACAAAUUCGACCAGGGCGACAAGAUGUACCUGAACAAGAGCGAGUUCCGCGAUGCGAUGACGUUCAUCUACCCGUCCUUGAGCACAGGCGAGGCAGACAAUCUAUUCGAGUAUAUCUAUGCGUCCACCUCCGACAUCACACGGGGAGUCAAGCUCAAGCAAUUUCUGGAGAUACCCGGGCUAUUUGGCGAAAAGCCUAGCAGAGAGAGCGAAGUGGUGGACCUUACGAGCCGCUUCUACUACGAGGCGUUUCAGGAGGCUAGUGGGGGCCGAAGUUUGGUGGGCAAAGCCGAUCUGGAGCGGCUCCAGCUGGAUUCCCGGCUGGUAGCAGGCGUAGAGGGGGUGUUUGCGAGGGAGGACGACAGUUUCAACUACUCGCGGUUUUUCGACGGCGACGACACACUGCUGGCCGGGUGGCCUGUGCAGCUGGACCGCGUGCUGGACGGGCUCAGCAGCGUGAAUAUAGACGAACGGUCUGUAGCGAAUGACGGUUAA
Molecule: messenger RNA, 783 nt
Organism: Ogataea haglerorum
Lineage: Eukaryota; Fungi; Ascomycota; Pichiomycetes; Pichiales; Pichiaceae
Exons: 1
Coding region: 1-783 (260 amino acids)
Molecular function (GO): calcium ion binding
Source: RefSeq, a predicted model, not a curated record